Messenger RNA from Wickerhamiella sorbophila, 651 nucleotides. RefSeq lists its product as hypothetical. The record is from RefSeq and is a predicted model, not a curated record. The transcript has a single exon. NCBI's taxonomy places the organism in Eukaryota, Fungi, Ascomycota, Dipodascomycetes, Dipodascales, Trichomonascaceae. Gene Ontology annotation, cellular component: mitochondrion. The coding region runs from base 1 to 651 and encodes 216 amino acids.
AUGCCUGGUCAGUUGGUGAAAAGCGGCCGCUUGUUCUCGACAUCGGCAAGCGUCUAUGUUUUCGAAGGUAUGUACGAUCGCAUGAUGUACUGGAGAAAGUCCAAGAGCGAAAAGAAGCUGCACGACCCGACCAAGGACACAAAGGCCCAGGAGGAUCUCCCUGAAGACACCAAGCCCCGCCGGUUGAGGAUGCUGGGCAAGCCCAAGGACCCCAAAGAGGACUGGGAGAGCGUAAAGGAGUUUGCAGAAUUCCAAGCAUGGCCCACUCGGUUCCACCGCAGCGAUAUGACAUCCGGCCAGAUCGAGUCGGCGGUCUCCUCUGCAUUUGCUGGUGUGGAGUUCUCUAAUAUUUCCCAGCGGUUCGAGGCGGUCAAGAAACUCAGCCAGGAACUUCAGAUCGCUAUUCCCGACGCAGUGUUGAGCCGCACCACCUCCAAAGAAUACAUCACAGGCUACCUUGAGUCGGUCGCCAGGCCUUUUGACGAGAAAAUGCCAGACGCUAUUUACCUCAACCCGGAGGACUUCCAGGGCACAAACAUCACCAUUUCCGACCCGGUUGCCGAGCGCAAGGAGCGUCGCAGACGCUAUGCCCAGCUUUUGCAGGACGCCAAGCGGGCCCAGAACGAAAAGGCCAAGGAGUUGUUGGCUUAA